AUGCACGUCGUCAAGCGUCGCGUGCUCCAGAUGGACGACGAACAAUUGCGCGCCGUCGCCGCCGUCGUCGUUCCCGGCCGGAGGACCCAGACGCUCAGACGCGACGAGAUGCAGGAGAUGUGCAUGAAGUGGUGGGAGUUCGGUAUAGUCAUUUUUCGCGACGAGAUUGGUAGAUAGUGGGAAAAUUAUUAGUGGCCACUUUAGAGGCUCGCCAAGGACUACUUGGAAAGGUCACUAAAGUGGCCACCUGAACCCACCUCUAUAGUGGCCACUAUUUUCCGUUUUAGUGGUCACUUCAGUAGUUUUUCAUCCAGUAUUCCUUCCAUGACUCUGAUAAUUUUAAAACAAACUGAUUGGACCAGUUAUGUUGAUUCAUUGACCCCUAAAGUGGCCACUAAAAUUUUUUUUUAGUCUAUCAGUAGCACUUACACCUCUUUAGUGGCCGCUAAUUUUUAACCCCUAAAGUGGCCACUAAUUUGACUACUAUAGUGGCCUCUAAAACGUCAAAACCCUUUAGUGGCCACUAAAAUUUUUCACAGUAACCCAGGGUGAAGCGUUGCGUACGCGACGCGGCUGUUGGCGAGAAGCUCGAGUUCAAACGCGAGAUACCAUAUUUAUCCUUUUUGACAGUUUUUCAAUAAGUUUAAACUUUUUGGAGAGUGGUCCCUUCAGUGACAGCCUUCCUUGGGGCCCUAGAUAUAUUUCCCUUAAGAGACCACUACCUCCUUCUACAGGUGCCAUUAAACUGGCCACUCUAAAGGUUUCAGUAAGGGACCACUCUAGGGGAGCAUGCUAAUGAUCCCUUUUCGUCUUCGUAACUUUAAAAUAGAGCAAAAAAGAUUAAGAGAUCACUCUAGGGGUCUAUUAGGCUUUAGGGGUCAGGCCUAAAUUUUAUCCCUCCAGAGAACACUUUAUGUCCCAUAUCGGGGCUGUUUCAGCUCUGACUCCUAUAGGGACCACCUGAGCGCUUCUAUGACUAUUUUUACAAUAGAUACCUGCUUCAAAAUGGGAAAAUUAUAUUUAAAAAGCUCUCAAAUCGUCAUUUUACCCAACAAAGGGGCAUUUCUUGUGACCCGCUAGUUUGGCCGAGACUGCGACAAACCAUUCUCUCCUAAUUGCUCACGGAAAAAAAGUCAAUUUCUUCACACUUUCCCUUGACAAACGAGUCUGACGGAAUUCCAGGUUGUUCGCCAACGGCCUCUCCAUGAACCAUUCCUUCGAUCUGCAAUAUGUCGAUGGCGAGGUCUUCGUCGUGAUGUCCAGCAAGAAGGCUUGUUCCUGCUGUCCUAAAGGUAAACAGCUAUAGUCAAUGUUUUCCGACUUGAAAGGCGAGGGAGGCGGGGCAAGGGGCGGGACGCGUAGCGUGUGCGUUCGCGGUUCGUGGCACGAGUUCAAUUCAUUUUUCGCCGACUAUUUAAAAAGCUCGGCCACCGCUCUUUUUCAAUGUUUUCUACUAUUUUUUGAUGCAAACAUGAAAAUAAUCAAUAAAUAAUUGGAAAAGGAAUGAAAAAAGCAAAAAACGGGCUUUUCAAAGAGUAGAUGGUGGUUGAAUUGAACACGUGCCAAGAACCGCGUACGCACACGCUACGCGUCCCGCCCCCUGCCCCGCCUCCCUCGCCUUUCAAGUCGGGAAACAUUGACUAUAUAGUCUAUAGUCUGUUCAGAUUAAAAAUGUCAAGUCGUCGCUCAAGCUCCGCCCCCUAAUGGCGCAAAUAAACCAAUCAGAAAGCGAGCCAUCCACAGAGCGUUUUCGAAUGACGUCAUUCUAUUUGACAUUCAAAAUCUGAACGGACAAUAAUUAAAGGGUUGUUUACAUAGUUAACAAUUAGGAUAUUGUUUCAAAGACCAUUAAAGGAAAAUCCUGUCGAAAAUGUGCAAAAAUACCUUUUUAAAAAAUGGCUUUUCAAGGCAAAAAAAGUUGCAAUUUUCCAAAACAGUUGAUCUUUUGAUAACAUAUUUAGGAAAAAUUGAUGAAGAAAUUAAGUGUUAGGUCUACUACUGAGAAAAAAUGUUUCAAAUUUAUUUAUUACUCUAGAAACUGGAAGGUCAGCUAAAAUUAACUUGAAAUUAUAGGUUUUAACAAAAAAAUUUUCGAACAUUCAAAGGACUAUUUUUAAUUAAUUUCGAACUAUUUCUGAUUUCGUGUUUCAACUGGCCUUUUUCAAAUUUCAUAUGAGAUGUUUUAACCGCAAAAAUAAAAUGACCUUCCUUGUGAGGUAUCAAAAAAAUUUUUUUGAAAAUCAUUUUUUUGAUUUUUUUCUUAAAUUUAUAGUAUAGUGAGGUCUCCGCGUGUUUUUUCGAAACUUUUUCAAGUUUUUUUCUCCUUUUUUUAAAAUUAACUUUUAAAAGUUCUACAGCAAGCGACGAGGCGAACCUGCGUGAUUUCGAUCGAUCUCCAAUGGGCGAAAGCCUAUUGACGGCGACGACACAAAAGGCCAGACGGGAAAACGGGAAAUAUGCACAAAACGGUCCAUUCCGCGUUUGAUUUCCCUUGAUUAUAUUGCUUUUUCAGUGGAAGGACCCAGUUCGACCAGGACGACUAGGUUGAAAAUGGACCCGGAUGCUCCGAAAGUCCAUCAGCCGUCGUCUAAAAGUGAAAAAGUUUGCGAUUCAUUGAGGGUAUUUUUCUUUUUGUUUUUAAUUUACGGUGAAAAAAAAAAAAUUCAAACAAAAAAAUACUAAAAAAACGCAAAUUUUUCCGUCGCGAAAAAGAGGCUUCGAAUUUUCUUCAAAAUUCCAUGAAAAUAAAAUAUUUUUUUCAUCACUGAAAGAUGAUCGCACGUGGAAUGGCUCAGAAGCAAAACGGUUCCUUUUUAAACGCGCCUGACCAAAAAAACGACUUUCCAUCCGAAUAAAGUUCGUUUUUCGGCUUCUAACCGCAACGCGACCGCGACGCUUCUAGCCAUUCCACGUGCGAAAGAAAACCAAAAAAACCUUCUAGAGUUCGAAGGAAAAUUAUUUUUUUAAUCAAAUUUCUUUUUUUCAAUCUUGAUUUUUGAAGGUUAAAAAACUGAUUUAUUCGCUCGUAACUAUACAUGCAGCUUAUAAAUAUAAAUUUUUCCUUAUAACUAUGAAUUUCAGGAGCCACGCCCCUUCACCAACGAACAAAGUACAGCCUGUCAAGGAGCCGAAGCCUUUGGAAACCUUCGAAAUCGACGCUCCAGGUUCUAUAUUUUUAUUUUUUGAAAAUCGCCAAUAAUUCGAAUUGAUCAGACCUCUUCAGAACAUCGAUUAAAAACCCAGAAACCAGGAAUUUCAUUAAAAUCAAAUUUUUUAUGAAAUAAAAUAGAAUAAAAGUAUUUUUCGAUCAUUCAAAGGUGUCGAUUUUUCCUUCUUUUGCUGAAAAAAAUAUUCUGGAGCUCCUUAAGUGACCACUUGAAAAAAAUGGUCGAAAAAGUUCACAGCACUCAGGAAAUCCAAAAAAAAUUUCUUUUUCUGGAUAGAUUUGAGAUCAGUUUCCUUUCUCCUCAAUAAAGCUUGCAAAAUGAUAAUUUUGUUAUAAUUUUUGAUUUAAAAUUACUGUUUUAUCAUUGUCAAACAGUGAAACUGAUCCCUGCCACUUUGUGAAUCACUUCGAAGAAUUAUCAAACAAUUUGCAGCCCUCAAGCCCCUUCAAUGACCACUUGAAGAAAAGUCAUAAAACAUUUUUCAGCCCUCAAGCCCCUUUAAUGGCCUCUUGGAAAAAUCGUCAAACUUUGCAGCCCUCAAGCCUCUCAAUGACCUCUUGAAAAAAAUUCAUCGAACAAUUUGCAGCCCUCAACCUCUUAAAUGACCACUUCAGAAAAUUAUCAAUCAUUUUGCAGCUCCCAAGCCCCUUUAAUGACCCCUUGAAAUAAUAACCAAAACUUUGCAGCCCUCAAACUUCUCUAAUGGCCACUGUUAAAAAGUCAUCCAUAAUUUUGCAGCUCCCAAGCCCCUUCAAUGAGCACUUGAAAAAAAUUCAUCAAACAUUUUGCAGCCCUCAAACCUCUUCAAUGACCACUUGAAAUAAUAACCAAAAAUUUGCAGACCUCAAGCCUCUUUAAUGACCACUUCAAAAAAUUUUCCCAUAUUUUUGCGGCCCUCAAACCCCUUCAAUGAUCCCUUAAAAAAGUCAUCAAACGUUUUGCAGCUCCCAAGCCCCUUGAAUGACCACUUGAAGUAAUAACCAUAACUUUGCAGCCCCCAAAAAGGAGAGCGGCUGGACGGCGGCGAAACGUGAGUGCGGCUACUGUUGCAUGUCGCUCUGCUCGAACAUAUGA
This is a messenger RNA of Caenorhabditis auriculariae, 4241 nucleotides long. NCBI's taxonomy places the organism in Eukaryota, Metazoa, Nematoda, Chromadorea, Rhabditida, Rhabditidae. The record is from the annotation of a GenBank genome assembly.